Molecule: messenger RNA, 4723 nt
Organism: Melitaea cinxia (Glanville fritillary)
Lineage: Eukaryota; Metazoa; Arthropoda; Insecta; Lepidoptera; Nymphalidae
Gene: l(3)76BDm
Product: trafficking protein particle complex subunit 8
Exons: 20
Coding region: 1-4251 (1416 amino acids)
Biological process (GO): protein localization to phagophore assembly site; endoplasmic reticulum to Golgi vesicle-mediated transport
Cellular component (GO): cytoplasmic vesicle; TRAPPIII protein complex; phagophore assembly site
Source: RefSeq, a predicted model, not a curated record
AUGGCAAAAACUGCUCAAGAAUUCAUUCAGAGUUCUUUUUCUCCUAUAAUUGCAACAUUAUGUAGCCCAAAAGUAGAAAACAUACUUUCCAAGAACAAUUUAACAUUUCCAGAAUUAUUACAACCAUUUACGUCGACGCAGUGGGAAGGUCAUUUUAGGGAACCCGGCGGAAGUGUUUGUAGUGUCAAAAAUUUUAAUUUAGUGAUAAGAGAUGUGAACUGGAAACCUCUUCAGCCAACUGAAGCUAGAAGGCAACUUAAUAACGCUGUAUUACACAAUUAUGAUGACAAAACUGUUUCCCUUAAUAUUGAAGGGCGUAAAUUUGAUAUACCUCAUACAACUCCUUGGUUCGAUGCUUGGAGAGAAACUUAUCUAGAAGUACAGUUUCCUUCUGACCAUGAAUUUACUAAUCAUUAUUUGGCUUGCAUAAUUGUUGCAACUACUCUUGAUGAUAAUACUAUUGAUGUUUACGAUUCUUUAAAUCAACAGUAUGCACAGUUACAGAAUGUUGUUCCACCUAAAUUGCCUAAAUGGUUCAAUAACUCUGUUCUUAAGUCUUAUCUUCUUUUACACGAUGUUUCUACUGUUACUAAAGAAAGAGCUGACAAAGCAUUUGAAACAUUAAAACAGACUUUUGGAACUUCAAACUGUUUUAUGUUAUCAAUUAAUUCUAAACAUUCUUCUGAUGUCAAAUUAUCAACAGAUUAUUGGAGUCAUUUUCUUAAAAGAUCUACAGAAGUUAUGGUAAGGAAUAGCAAGGGAAAGGUUUGUCCACCCCAGCAGAGCCCCGUAUGCCAGGGUAAGGGCUGGCCUAAUUCUGGGUCGCCCGGGCAGAGUGGCACGCUAACGACUAGGCUUGCCCCUAGACACGCAUCCAUCCGCGCGGCAGACGUUGGAUUGGCGGAGAGGAACGAUUCAUUAUCUCCAUCUGCUCCUACCAUCACACCUGCAGAAUCCCAGGCAAUAUUUCAACCUCCAAAUGUUACAACUCCAGAAGGCGUUCACCCGCUGACAGCUGAAAAUGAUGUGUAUGAUAAUGCAAAUAGUUUGCAGCCUUAUUCGUUUUCUGGAAGUUCAGAAAGUGUCAAUGUGAUUGGAAAACCUUCGGACACUUCGAAUGAAAUACAUGGAGCAGCUUUAAAUGACACUGAUAUUGAAGCAAUAAAAAGUUUUUUGCAAGAAUAUGCAGCAAAAGCACUAUUACCGCAUAUUGAAAGACAAAUAGCCCAAUUGACUGAAGUGGUGGCCAAUAAAAAAGGUGUAAGUCGAUCUUUACUUUCGGCGACAAAACGAUGGUUUACAACUGGGAAAUCGGGCAAUACAGCAGUUAAUAAUACUGUCAUAUAUUCCAGUGAUUGCCCUGAGUUGCAGCUGCGACGAUUAGGUGAUCUCUGGUUCCUGUGCGGCCAAUGGCAACGGGCAUUUGAUGCUUAUCACACUGCAAAGAGAGAGUUCUACGCUGACAGCGCCUGGCUUUGCUAUGCUGGUGCUUUAGAAAUGGCUGCUAUAAGCGCAUUCAUGGCCGGUGAAGCGAAUCGCAAAACUUUUGGUUAUAUGGAAGAGAGUAUUGUCACAUAUCUCAAUACCUGCAGAAUGGUGCAAUAUGCAGUUCGAGCGACGUUGCUCUCUGUCCCUUGUUUAAUUAACGCAGGGUUCUACAGUGAAGCUGCAAAGCAACUGAUUCGCAUGACCUCAGAGGAUAGUGAUUUACGUAGCGCUAUGCUCCUUGAACAGGCGGCUCUGUGUUUCCUCAAAGGACCGAGUAACAAGAUCAUGGCGAGAAAAUACGCGUUUCACAUGGUACUCGCCGGACACAGGUUUUCAAAGGCCGGACAGAAAAAACACGCUUACAGGUGUUACAAACAAGCCUACCAAGUGUACGCGGAGAGCGGCUGGCGGCUGUCGACGGACCACGUGCAGUUCGCGCUGGGGCGGCUGGCGGGCGCGCUGCGGGCGCCGCGCGACGCCGCCGCCUGGCUCGCCGCGCCGCUGGCGCCCGCCUCGCCGCAGCCGCGCGCGCAGCAGGACGCCUUCCUGCGCGAGUUCAUGCGCGCGCACCAGCUGUGGGUAGAGAGCGCGGAGGAGUUCGGCGCGCGGCUGCCGGAGCCGCCGGUGCCGCGGCUGGCGGCGGCGCGCACGCGCGUGCGCUGCGCGGGCCCGGCGCCGCUGUCCGCGCCCGGCCGCGCGCCCGCCGCCGCGCCGCCCGCCGCCGCCGACGAGCCGCUGUGGCAGCGCCUGGAGGAGACGCUGCUGACCGUGGCGCGCGGCGCGCCGCCCAUGAUCUUCCGCCCCACCGCCGACCUCUACUCGCCGCGCACCGACGCGCACCCCGUCGUGUCGCAGGGAGAGCCGAUACAGAUAUCUAUAACGCUCUGCAAUCCGUUAAAAAUUUCGUUACUCCUGAAAGAGGUCGAGUUGCUCUGGCGAUUCGCCCCGAGCGAUGAUACGCAGAUUCCUUCGAAUGAAGUUUUAGACAAUGAGCCAUCUUUGGCCGCGGGGCAGACGUUGGAGAGUAGUGUGAUUCGUAUGGAAAAAAUUACGUCUAUUUUGUUGGAAGGGGAGUGCAAUAAACCGUUAAACUUUACUAUCACACCUUUGAGAAUUGGUCAGUUGACGAUACAUGGCGUUGCAUUUAAGCUUAUAAACGUUGGAGAAGGUAAAGAAAACGAAAAUGGUGUUCCUAUUUUAGGAAAAUUAAAUUUGCAAGGUGAUGACACAGACAAACUAUUACAAAUUAUAGUUAUACCUGAGACUCCUUGUUUGCAGAUGACUCUGUCGGAGUUCAGUCCAAGUGUAAUAAGUGGCGAGAUUUUAACAGUAGACCUAGAGUUCAGAAAUGUUGGUCCGGUCGAAAUGAAGAAUUUGUACGUCGCAGUCUCACAUCCGGAUUGCAUGAGCAUUGUAAGCUCUGAUGAAUGCACGGACGACUUCAAAGUGCUCUACGAAGACAAAUAUCAAGAACCACCUAACUUUUCAGACGAGCGCGCGGCGCGGGCGGCGGCGCGUGGGCGCGCGGCGGCGCGGCGCUCGGCGCGCGUGUGCGCGGCGCUGGCGCCCGGCGCCGCGCGCCGCGCCGCGCUGCUGCUGCGGCCGCUGGCGCGCGCGCCGCGCCUGCUGCUGCUCGCCUACUACGAGGCGGGCGCGCGCGAGCGCCCGCACCGCCUGCUGCGACACGUCUUCGACUUCCGACCUGCCGAAAUCGUCGAAAUUUCUACUACGCCGAGAAGAGGCAUUAGCCUUAACAACGAUCGUGUUUCAGAGAAUAUGCAUUUAGCUGUUGAAGUCAAAAACACCUGUAACGAGAAAGACGAAGACGUUUCUCUAGAGAUAUUGGAAGUUUCAUUAUUGAGCAGGCAAUGGAAAUUGACGAACCUCAUAACGGCACAAGAAUCAGCAAAUGUCCUCGUUUCGCGUGAAAGAGCCCAUCUCUUACUAAAAAGUACCAGAAUUUUUGAAACAUUAAAAGAGGGCCAUGUCGAAUACUCUUUUCUAAAAAUAGCUAAAAAUCUUCCCGAAAGUCGAGUAGGCGUUGACAAACCUCCUUACUCAAAGUUCGUAUCAGAUGUAGAAUCGCCUUUGUUGGACGUAGUCGAGCCUGUUACACAAAACCCUGAUAAGAGAGCGGGCCUUAUACAAUCUAUGUUUAUACUGAGAUGGAAGGCACAUAACAAAAAAACCGGAAGAACGGCUAUAGGCCAACAUUGUCUUUGGUUGGAUUGCUUUACAAAAACGAUUUCUCACGAAAGAGAUAAAACUAAUCUAGAUAUUUCAAACACCAUCCAACUCGAUGACAGUGAUAAUCUGUCCGAUUUGUACAAAGGAAAAGAUAAAAAUGAAAAAAGCAAUGCUGUUAUUUUCAGAUUAGAACAUUCCAACUAUAUUGAUCACAAUUUUACUGUCAAUAAAUUAUGUAUUAUACCAGUAACCAUAAAUAUUGUAAACUGCUAUGGAAUGCCCGUUUCUGUAUUUAUAGAUAUGUCAAAAUCACAAAAUAGAGAAUCAUCUGGAGAGCUGGGUUGGACUGGCGCAUUAAACCACGGUUUUGAUCCAGACUCUAAAGAAUUGGGAUUGAAUGUUUCAUUGGAGAAAUUCGAAUCCUGUCGAAUAAAGGUACGUGCUCUGUGCGCUGCGCCCGGUACUUACCACGUGGGCUCCGCUUUCUCGGUGACGACGGUAGUUGGAGUAGACAGCCGUUCCACCACUCACUUUCCUAAUAGUACUAGCUUACUAGUUGUUAAACAAAUUGUAUAAUACCUAUUACUUAUCUAUUUAUAAUCUGAAUAUAAUAAAUCUUUCUGUCAUCAUACAAACUUAUACAAAUAGAAAAGUUGUAAUAAAUUAUUUAAUUUUUUUUAGUUUGUUUGUAGUAUUGUAUGAUCUAUAAAAUACACAAAUUAUAUAGCAGUAUCAAGAUUAAAUAUUUGUAGGUAAAUUUAUACUGCAAUAUUAAGUGCUUAAAUCAAUUAAUAUAUAUAUAUAUAUAUAUAUAUAUAUAUAUAUAUAUAUAUAUAUAUAUAUAUAUAUAUAUAUAUAUAUAUAUAUAAUGUUUACUAACUGCUACAUCUGAGACAAAUUUCAGUUUGUAGCAUAAAAAAUUAAUGACUUUUAUAAAAUCUUUCGAAAACCUUCUUAAUUCAGCUCUGUCACAAGAUUCGUUCUUAGUCGACUACUAAACUUGUUAAUAAUAUUAUAUUAUGUCGAUAAAUUAAAAAAAUAAAAUAAA